Hevea brasiliensis (rubber tree) is the source of this 1688-nucleotide messenger RNA. Its product is annotated as RING-H2 finger protein ATL52. The record is from RefSeq and is a predicted model, not a curated record. Bases 438 to 1526 code for a protein of 362 amino acids. Lineage: Eukaryota; Viridiplantae; Streptophyta; Magnoliopsida; Malpighiales; Euphorbiaceae. The transcript has a single exon. Gene Ontology annotation, molecular function: transferase activity. Gene Ontology annotation, biological process: protein ubiquitination.
UGGCCAGAUCCCAUUGGUUGAUUAUCUUAAGCUGCGGUGGCUUCCACAGGAGAUGUAAAGCGGCCACUCACCUACACUUUACCUACCAUUUAAGCUUGGGCGGUACUUCACUUCACCCAUUGAAUUGAUUAGAAACUUUGAUGCUAAAAAACACAACUAAAUAACGUCAACAAAUCAUCAUCUCCAUUCUCCAAUGAAACAAAGCCAAAGCCAGAAAAGCCAAAGAUCCACCAAAGAAUAAAGCAGGAGAAGAUAAGGAGAGAGAGAGAGAGAGAGAGAGAGAGAGAUCAACUUCCUGUCUCCUUUGCUUCCUUUCUUUUCUAUUACUACUUGCCUUCUCAUCUCUGCCUCUCUGGACCCAAAAAUUUAGUGUAAAUAUUGAGGCAAGUGAACUAUUUCAAAAUUUACAUACAAUUUUAUUACCAAGAUUCAACAACAUGGGUUCUGUUGGGAACCAGAAUCCUUGGGCAACCUAUGAUACCUAUAAAGAUUGUUCCCAGCAAAUUUGCAGCAUUUAUUGUCCACAAUGGUGCUAUAUAAUUUUCCCUCCCCCUCCUCCCUUUAACCUUGGAGAUGAUGAUUCUGGAACUGAUUUUUCUCCUCUCAUUAUAGCUGUAAUUGGUAUCUUGGCAAGUGCUUUCAUCCUGGUGAGUUACUAUACUAUCAUUUCCAAGUAUUGCAGGCGAGGAGGCCAUGGUGAUAAUAGCUUGGAAUUGGGUGAAAAUCAUGACCAAAUCACUAAUGAAGCCUGGCAGGGUUCUGCAGCUGGAUUGGAUGAGUCUCUCAUCAAGUCAAUUACUGUAUGCAAAUACAAGAAAGGUGAUGGGUUCGUUGAAAGCUCAGAUUGCUCUGUUUGUUUAAGUGAAUUUCAAGAAAAUGAGAACUUAAGGUUUUUGCCUAAGUGUAACCACGCAUUUCAUCUCCCUUGUAUUGAUCCUUGGCUCAAGUCUCAUGCUAGUUGUCCCCUCUGCCGUGCCAAUAUUGCACCCACCAACAUCCUACCUAGCCAACCACCACCACCACAAGGUCCACCACCGCCAAUUCAAGAAACUCCGCCAAGCACUGUCGUGUCUGCCCUUGAAUACCAACACAGGAUUAAUGAUGCUGUUCUAGUGGUUCAAGAUUUACAAGGGAAUGUUCCUGAAGAAACUGUGGUUAGUCUUGUUGUUUGUGGUGAUAACAUCCUACCAAAGCCUACAAUUCAAGAUCUUGGAUUAAGCACCCAGAAUAUGGAACAAGAAACAGAAAACAUUAAUGAAAUCAGAGAGGAAGCCAUCCAACCAAUAAGAAGGUCAGUUUCUUUGAAUUCUUCUCUGUGGCAUACUCAAGUUUCUAUUGCUGAUAUACUACGCUUGAGCGAGGAUGAAAAUGGUGAUGAUGGUUACAAAAUGAGAGAUACAGAGAAGAAUAGAAUUGAGAUUUUGAAUUUGGUUAGAAGUCCUCUUGCAAUUAGGAGAUCAACUUCAACAGGGAGAUUCAUGUUCACAAGGUAUGAGAAAGGCAGGAGUUCUAUGAUUCCUAAUUGAUCAGAAUAUUUUUUUUCUUUUUUUUUUCCAUUUUUUAUUUCCAUCCCUGAUCUGAUGUACAAAACCAUUAUUUUCUUUUUUUUCUUGUGUAGCAUAAAAAGCACACCAUAUAGAGAAUUAGAGAUCUUGCAUAUUAAAUCUGACAGUGGAGAUGAUGAGGCC